Messenger RNA from Dendronephthya gigantea, 1793 nucleotides. RefSeq names its product protein ABHD14A-like. The transcript has a single exon. The record is from RefSeq and is a predicted model, not a curated record. Bases 26 to 910 code for a protein of 294 amino acids. Lineage: Eukaryota; Metazoa; Cnidaria; Anthozoa; Malacalcyonacea; Nephtheidae.
GUCGAAUUCGUAAAUAACCCGAAGAAUGAACAACUCCAGCUCUAUAAGAUGGACGUUAUUUUUCAUCUUACUGAUAGCACUUGGUCUUUUUGCGUACAAAGUUCUUAAAAGUUUGCCAAGUACCAGAAUCGCGAGGCUGUACCGAAAGAUGCCGUACAACAAACUGAACAAACCGUCGCCUCGCAAUGCUAAUGACGUUUCUUACAUCAGCAGAUAUUAUAAAAUAAUGAAACCGACUACUGUGAUCGUGCCAAAAACGCAACCAAAACCAGUAAUUAGAAAGUCGAAACUAAAAUGGAAAAGGGGUAUUAUAUUUUACCGAGAAAUCAACCCGAUUUCUGCACCUAAACUGCACAUUCUUUUGUUACACGGCAAAAUGUUUACAUCUGCAAAUUGGGCAAAAUUGAAUACUAUGAAUAUUUUGGCUGCUCGUGGAUAUCGCGUGGUGGCGAUGGAUUUGCCAGGUCAAGGAAAAUCAACAUACAAGUUCCAAGUUCAUUCAAACGACAAAAACAGAGCGAAGUUUUUGGCGAAUUUUAUGCGUGAAGUUGGUCUCGUAUCGCCGGUGAUUGUAUCACCGUCGUCAAGCGGGCGAUACAGUAUUCCCUAUAUCACUGCUUUGAAAAAUUCAGCCAAAGAGGUGUUGAAUGGGUUCGUUUCUAUCGCCGCGGUUGGCACAGACAGAGUGCCUGGAAAGGAAUACAAGAAUUUUCCAACAACACUGAUCGUGCGGGGCUCAAAAGAUACCUCAUUAGGCGAGACAUCUUCAAGUACACUUCGAUUAAACAUACCUCAUUCUGUCGUGAAGGUGAUCCAAGGAGCAGGGCAUGCUUGCUAUAUGGAUAAGCCUGGCGAAUUUCAUGCAAUAUUGCUGAAAUUCCUUAAAGAUAUUUUUAGUCAUGGGAUUUAAAUUAUUGGGUUUUCCUCCUUCUUUGAAGCCUCGAUUUCGACAUAGCACCGGAAUUAUGAGCUUUCCCAUACUCUUCCCAUAGUUCCCUCGAGGCCCACGGUAUGCACUACACAUUAAGAUGCCAUGCAUGAUCAUCUCACUCGGCCGAUAUCAUGCACAUUGUGGUAUUUCAACUAGUGGUUAACAUAUUUCACCGUCUGAACCCACAGUAAAUCUAUUCAGAAAGCAAUUAAUAUGGUACCAGAUGGUAUUAUAUCAGGCUCUUUUAUUAUAAAUCUAUACAGGCAGAUACAGUUUAGUUCAAUUUGUAGACACUUUACCGGCACAUCCUGCAAAAACAAACCCAUGCAUGCACCAUUUUAUUGCAAUGAAAAAUAAAGAAAUAUCAUUCCUGGAUAUAUGUUGUCAUUCCUUAUUACAGUUUAAAUCAAUGUCAUGGUUGUCCUUUCAGUUUCUACGUUCUAAAUAGACUAUACUUUAUAUAUGAUUAAGGGGCUGUAAUGUAUAGGAUGACCCGUCUAAAGUUAGUUAAAUACACUCAUCCGAAUAUUAAGAUUAAGAAAUAAGCGUAAAUGUAAAUGCUAUUCACAGGUAUAUAUCAAAGAUUAGGAGUUGAGAGAGCCCUCGUGCAAUACCAUGCACGGCAUAACGGUCGAUAUCGAUAGGCAAAUUGGUAACAAUGAGAUGCGGCCAUGGCUUCGUUUCGCCCGCCUUAAAAUUCGCGAGGAGAUGAAAAGUCGAAAAAAGGGCCGAGGAAAAUGUGUUAAAAUCUUUCGUUUUAUUAGUCAGAAUAAUAAGUUUCUAUUUAUCCAUAUAGCAAUUUAUGAAUUCAAACCCAAAUAGUGUACUUCAAAUAAGGAGUACUUCAAAUAAAGAACCUAGU